Thamnophis sirtalis is the source of this 3412-nucleotide messenger RNA. NCBI's taxonomy places the organism in Eukaryota, Metazoa, Chordata, Lepidosauria, Squamata, Natricidae. The record is from RefSeq and is a predicted model, not a curated record.
GAUCGUGCUGGGGACCUCCUGGAAGGGAGCUCAGAGGCUCGGCCUUCUGCACAUAGUUGAGUGGUGCGCAGCCCUUGGCCGAAGCUGAGGUUUGUUUAUUGGGGCAAAAAUUCCCUGUGAACCAAGAAACCGUUUUGGGUUUUGUAGUCCCAACAACUUAAAGGCUUGAUCGAUUGAAACAACUAGAUACACAUGGUUAUUGGAUCUGAAAGUCCCUGAAGAAAAGUUCUUGGCGGUGGCUUCCUUAUUGUUUCUGUUCAGAAAUGCAACAACUUCUACGUUAUGCUAUGAUCUGCCAACGAUUGCUGAAAAUCUGUUCUACAGACAGACUUGCCGAGACGGACUCAUUUUUGUUUAGAAUCAUGUGGCAAAUACAAUGGAAAAAUGGCAGGAGCUGAAGAGCUAGCAGGAAGACUAUGGUAGUCUUGCCUUUCUUUCUUUCUUUCUUUCUUUCUUUCUUUCUUUCUUUUUCUUUCUUUCUUUUUCUUUCCUUUCUUUCUGCCUUUCCAGUGUUUUGUCUUAGAAUGGCAUGGAACAAGACACCUUCAGACAUGUUCUUUCACUUUAAUGAGAGUAUCCAAUUCACCACCUCUGCUCAUACAUCCUUUCCAGUUUCACUCAGGAUAUUAAUGGCUAUAGUAAUGCUCCUUAUGAUUGCCAUUGGAUUCUUAGGCAACACCAUUGUCUGCAUGAUAGUUUACCAGAAGCCAGCCAUGCAUUCCGCAAUAAAUCUACUUUUAGCUACACUGGCUUUCUCUGACAUUAUGUUGUCUUUAGUCUGCAUGCCAUUUACUGCUGUCAGCAUUAUUACAGUAAACUGGAAUUUUGGAGCUCACUUCUGCCGCAUAUCUGCCAUGCUUUACUGGUUUUUUGUCUUGGAGGGGGUCUCAAUACUUUCAAUCAUUAGUGUGGAUCGAUUCCUCAUUAUUGUCCAGCACCGAGACAAGCUGAACCCCCACCGUGCCAAAGUCGUGAUAGCUGUUUCGUGGGUCUUCUCGUUCUGUAUCUCCUUCCCUUCCGUUGUUGGGUGGACAUUUGUGGAGGUACCAAGCAGGGCUCCCCAGUGUAUCCUUGGAUACUCUGAAUUCCCUUCAGACCGAGCUUAUGCAGUGAUGCUGCUUGUGGUCACAUUCUUUGUCCCUUUUGGCAUUAUGUUGUAUUCUUACCUUUGCAUCCUGAAUACUGUCCGUCAGAACACAGUCCGGAUCCACAACCACACAGAGAACAUCUGCCUCAGCCAGGUGAGCAGGCUAAGUCUAAUAGGACUGCAAAAGCCUCACCACAUUGAUGUAGACAUGAGCUUCAAAACUAGGGCAUUCACUACCAUCUUUAUUCUGUUUGUUAGCUUUUCCCUAUGCUGGCUUCCGUACACAGUCUUUAGCCUGAUGUCUGUCUUCAGCCGACGGUUCUAUUACAGCCCCUCUUUCUAUAUCAUUAGCACUUACGUACUGUGGCUAAGUUACCUCAAGUCCGUUUUCAACCCCAUCAUCUACUGCUGGAGGAUCAAGAAAUUCCGUGAGUCCUGUCUGGAGUUCAUGCCAAAAACAUUUAAAAUCUUUCCUCAAGUGCCUGGACGGACAAAACAGAAAAUAAGGCCGAGCACAAUAUAUAUCUGCAGUAAUCCCCCAUCUGGAGUUUAGAAGUAAACCAUGGUCAUUAAUGUAUUACAAAGGAAAAUGUGGAAUGAAUGAAUUCAACUGUGGUUGAAUAGACACUAGGUGGUUUUAUCCUGGUAAAAGAAAUCCUCGUUCAGCAGUUAUCAAUUUUGAAAUUAGAAAUAUUUCUUCUACACUGCCUUUAAUAGUGUUAAUACUGUCUGUAGUAGUGUUUUAUGAAUAAGGUACACAUCCAGAUUGUUGGGGGUAGUAUGCUGGCUCUGUAAACCACUUAGAGAGGGCUGUAAAGCACUAUGAAGCGGUAUAUGUCUUAAGUGCUAUUGCCAUCAUAUUUGAGGAUUGUCUGUGUUUCAAGUUGAAUUACAGCACAUAAUCACAUUACAUUAUCCUAAAUGUGGUUUUAUCAAAUCUACUGCCAAUAAUAACACCGCCUUUGUAAUUUUAUUUCCUUCCAAUUAAAAGAAUAAACAUCAAGAUACCUGCUUUUUUAUUUCAGUGUCUAUCCCUUCUAUCAAAUUGGUUGUCUUGCAAAAACAAGUAUCAAAUUGCAACCUGAAUAUCUUACAGGGAGAACCAUUUUUGCACAAGUCCAUUCUGACACUUUACAGUUGGGCUUGGUUUAGAUCUCUCGGUCUACCUUUAAAUAAUGGAAGAUAAUCAAGGUUCAAAUUACGGAACAUGGAUGAUUUAACCUUUUCCCCUGCUAGAGUCCUUACCAAAAGUGCUUCUUGCACACACAAAAAGCCAUUGAAAUAUCCCACAAAUAAGGAUUGUGGUCAUCAAGAUCACAACAGAAGGAAAACAAAUCCCUUACGAUACAUAGGCAAUCAGUUCUGAUUGUAAUUAUUUGUUGUUGUGAUUUCAAAUGAAAAUAGGCAAUAAACAAAUUAAAUACAUUACAGCAUUUAAUACAGGUAUCCUCUGAACAAUGACAGGUCACUUAACAACCUUUCAAAGUUAUAACAGCCCCCCCUCCCCCAAAAAUGCCUACAUGCCAGUGGUGGGUUCCGGGCGGUAAGGCCCGGUACAGACGUACCGGUGGUAGUUGCGGCCCUCAGUGAAAUUGAGUUUGACACCCCUGCCUUAGACCAAGAGCACAGAUAAACCUCCAAGUGGUCUCAACAAGUCUCGGACCGGAUGACUGGGACAAGAAAUAUAAAUCCUUCCAUUCUCCACAGUUCAGUCAGAAGUGAAGCAGCUUUUGGGAUGAGAAGUGAAAUGUCUUCAAGGAAAAACAAAGUCCAGUUGCCUUUUGAAAAAGCACUUUUGGAAUAUUAAAGCUACACAACAUAUUUUCAUUACACAUAAACCACCUAAUGCAACUGGAUUUAGUUUAAUUUUAGUAGAUGGGAACUGUUGACUAGAAAACUACACACACGUGCAUGUUAUUGACAGGAGUAGAGAACUUGAAGGGACAAGCAUAUACUGUAUAUUGAAUAAUAAUGCCUUUCCUUAAAUCAAGGUGAUCAGUAACUGAAGAUGUUACCUAGUUUGGUAAUGAAAUGUCUGCAAGAAAAAAAAGUUCAGAGAGCACCAAGGACCCCUCAUGUUAAUCCUGUGCUACAUUCUCCUUUAGUAGUGAUUAAUAACUGUUAGCCCUAGAAGCUGCAUAAGGCUGUAGCUAGUGAGUUGCUUGCUGAUAUACAUUCAUAAUCAUGCAGAUAAUAUAGUUUAUUCUUCCAAACUUUUACAGUGCUCAUUUUCUAAAAGACUUAAUAACUGUAAUGUUCAAUUAGUAUGAAAAUCAAAGUAUUUGAUUUCUAGCAUUCACACUCAACAUCAUCUGUACCAGUGAU